GUCGUUCAGUCGGACACUAGGGCUGAUGCUGAUGACCGUAUACAAGUAGGCUAUUUAUAAACCCCUUAGGUUAGUGGCGUCCACAGUGACAUUAAUUCAGAUAGCAGAGAAAAACAGACAUUUGAGUGUAGAAGUAGUUGAUUUUACCGACUGCGUAUUUAUUGCAACUGCUCACCAGCUCAUCACAAACACAGCAUGGAUCCUAACGGCACAGCUUUUCCAGUCCAGCUUUAUAUUUAUGAUCUGUCGAGGGGGAUGGCUCGCCAGCUGAGCCCUAUAAUGCUGGGGAAGCAGCUUGAUGGAAUUUGGCAUACCUCCAUAGUGGUGUAUGGAGAGGAGUUCUUCUUUGGAGGCGUGGGCAUCUCCAGCUGUCCCCCGGGUGGCACAAUGCUUGGCCCACCAGAUACAGUGGUGGAGUUGGGAAACACUGAGGUUACCGAAGAGAUUUUUAUGGACUACCUAUCAUCACUCGGAGAGACCACAUACAGAGGGGAGCGGUACAGGUUGUUUGAGCACAACUGCAACACCUUCACCAAUGAAGUGGCUCAGUUUCUAACAGGCAAGAAGAUUCCUUCCUACAUCACAGACCUGCCAUCUGAGGUGCUCUCCACCCCGUUUGGUCAGGUUUUGAGGCCCAUCCUGGACUCCAUCCAUAUUGCACCCCCAGGUGGAAAUGUCAUCAACAGCCAUAAUAAUCACAGCUAAACUUCUUCAGUCGGCUCUUUACACUCUCAGCAGAUACAGUCGUAUGCAAAAGUUUGAAUACCCCUUGUCAAAUCACGUUUUGCUGAUUCUCUAUGUGAAAACAAGUCAACACAUCCUCUAAAUACAGCACAUUAAAAGAUUGCAUUUUUCUGCUAAUUUUAGUGCUGAACUUUAUAGUUCAUGCACCAGUCUGAUACUCUGUCACCAUGGCAGCAUCAUGCCUCCAACAGCCACGUAUUGCUGUGAUUAAGCAGCAUUAGUGUUUGAAGUGCAUUUUUCCAAAACGUGAUAAACAAAAGAAAAAGUUUUUAUAAACAUAACAGAAAACUCUCAAAUUGCAUCAGAAUAAAAGCCCAUGCAGCAACUUUUCUCUGAACUGUAUCAGUUUUGCAAGUGAAAAACUAUUUCAUAGGACUGCGCUAUCAUUUUCAUGUAGCCUAAAAAAUUAUAGUUAAUAAACUUAAUAACUUGAAUAAUUUGGUUAAAUAUAAAAUGAAUAAUAAGGGUGCCUCAUUUUAAAAACCCUCAAUUUAAAUGUCAUGUAACAAGACAAGCAGAAGGACUCAUGCUGGCUAAUGACAUGUCUGCAAUUUGGAGGUAUUUUACACCUAAUACAGCUGCUAGCAGUGCAGCAGCCUGUAAUAUUUCAAAAGCUAAACUUUACUGCACUGAAAUGUUUACACUGUAAUUAUAAUUACUGUUUAUUUUCCUGUUGCAUUAUUCAGAAGCAUAUUAAUAACAUGUUUUUUGUAAUACUUCAUUUUUGUUUUUCAUUCUUUUUCAUUUUUAUUACUCUUUUGCUCUAAUUACAGCCACGUGUUGGACACAUUGAGGUGUACAGAAUUAAAAACAAUUUUAGAAAAAAAGCCCUGAUAUAACUCUGUAUUGGCCGAUACCUAGAGUUCAGGUAUUGGAGUUGGUAUCAGAAGAGAAAGACUGGGAUUAGUGUAACUCAACAGUUUAACAUAUUGGAACAAAAUAAAUGUGUUUAAUGUGUUUAUUUUUUCCAGUAUGUUAAAGUCAGAAAAUAAACAGUAAUUACAUUAAGACGUGUGUUCUCUGUAGAGGGUGUGUUAACUU
This is a messenger RNA of Pygocentrus nattereri (red-bellied piranha), 1785 nucleotides long. It is a transcript of the gene desi1a, whose product is annotated as desumoylating isopeptidase 1a. The record is from RefSeq and is a predicted model, not a curated record. Gene Ontology annotation, molecular function: peptidase activity. Bases 196 to 705 code for a protein of 169 amino acids. The transcript has 6 exons. Lineage: Eukaryota; Metazoa; Chordata; Actinopteri; Characiformes; Serrasalmidae. Gene Ontology annotation, biological process: protein modification by small protein removal.